This is a messenger RNA of Cavia porcellus (domestic guinea pig), 1406 nucleotides long. RefSeq names its product myosin heavy chain IB-like. The record is from RefSeq and is a predicted model, not a curated record. The coding region runs from base 1 to 714 and encodes 237 amino acids. The transcript has 5 exons. NCBI's taxonomy places the organism in Eukaryota, Metazoa, Chordata, Mammalia, Rodentia, Caviidae.
AUGGAAGUCCAAGAAGGGCGCAGGGGAGGCCAGAAGGGAGGCCCCCCACCUCUCCUAGGCGGUGGCGCCUGGCCGGCCCAGGGUCAGCGAGGGGGUACGGGGGAGGGGCGCCAGGCGCGGAAUUCCCUGCUGGAGGCCCCUUCCCCUCCCCCUUCGGCCCCGGGGCAGCGUGGAGGUCCAGGGCUUAGGGGUCAUGGGGCGUUGAGACGUGGGGACUGCGGUCGGGACAAUGGUCCCUGGCUGUGCGCUCUGGGUGCGGCGCGGGCGGGGAAGGCGGCGCGGGCGCUGGGAGCCUCCCCGCCGCCCUCAGGCCGUGCCGUUCCGGGAAGCCGGCCUUCCGGAGGCGGCGCGGCGGUGCCAAGGGCGCAGGGAGCCAGCCAGGCGCAGCGGGCGGCCGGGGGCCGGGGAGCUCCGCCAGGCGCUUCCAGGCGGCGCUGCAGGGGCAAACUGAGGCCUGGAAAAGCCUGCCUAAGGUGCCAGCCCCACUUCCAAUCCCUGCCUGCAGAGGAAGAUGAGGAGUCCCUGCUGGAGCCUUGGGUACUGGACAGGGGAGCCCAUGGCCUGGGGAUGCGUUGCUUCCAGCUCAGAACUCAAUUCCCACCACACCGAGGUAAAAACACAGCCAUGGACGUUUCUCAUGGAUCUCUGAGUGCAAAUUCUGUCAGACAUCAGCGGAGGAGGAGGAGAGACCCUCAGCUAGGCCAGGAAAGGUGAGUGAACUUCAUCUCCAAACCUGGCUCCAUCUCAGCGUCGGAGGACUUCCGGGGGAAGGAGAAGGGUGUGCGUGGCCACGUGUCACCCUUGCCUCUGCCCUGCCACUGGCUCCUGGUCUCCCUGCCUUGUCUCUCGCCAUCCCUCCCACCACCCCACCCUGUCCAUCUCUACCUGGGCCACCCCUGGGGCUGUCCUGGUGAUGAUCCUGUUCUUCCCCAAGCGCUCCUGCUGCUUCAAGGACCUGGGUGGCGGGAGCCUGCGUGGGGGCUCGGCCUGUCCUGACUUGUGCUCCAGUCCGUGGGCAUCAAAGUGGAAAGAUUUCUCCCUGCCACCCCUCCAUGGGCCCUGCCCCGGUGAGUGCAGCCUGGGGACCAAGCUGGGGACAAAGACCUCCACCACCCCAGGCCCCCCGCACCUUUCAGACCCUGCCCUCCUUGACAUCCAUCCUUUUGGAGAACCAGCCCUGGUCGGCUUCCCACGGACGACCCCAAGGCCAGGCCCCAGGCCUCCCCUGCAAGCCCACAGCUUCCCAGGGCCUGCCGCAGCUGAUCCCCGGCACGCUGUGGCCUCCCAUUUCCCCGACCUGCACCACGAGCUCAGAGGUCACCAGGUGCCCCUGCCAGUAGGGGCCUCCUGCAGCCCCAGAGCCCAGGAUAGUUCCUUUCUCCAAAAUAAAUAUUUUUGUUAGGCCA